Juglans microcarpa x Juglans regia is the source of this 706-nucleotide messenger RNA. Its product is annotated as 40S ribosomal protein S21-2. The transcript has 5 exons. Gene Ontology annotation, biological process: endonucleolytic cleavage to generate mature 3'-end of SSU-rRNA from (SSU-rRNA, 5.8S rRNA, LSU-rRNA); translation; endonucleolytic cleavage in ITS1 to separate SSU-rRNA from 5.8S rRNA and LSU-rRNA from tricistronic rRNA transcript (SSU-rRNA, 5.8S rRNA, LSU-rRNA). Bases 194 to 442 code for a protein of 82 amino acids. Gene Ontology annotation, cellular component: ribosome; cytosolic small ribosomal subunit. The record is from RefSeq and is a predicted model, not a curated record. Gene Ontology annotation, molecular function: structural constituent of ribosome. Lineage: Eukaryota; Viridiplantae; Streptophyta; Magnoliopsida; Fagales; Juglandaceae.
UUAAGCCCAUUAAUGUUUGGGUCGACCCAAGUAAUUCCUCGGAAAUUAGGUUUCGAGUCCCGGUGCUUUAAAAACCGCCUUUCAAGUUUCCUCCCUCCCAAAGCUUCUACUCGCCGUUGUCUACCUGCUCGUGUGAUCCUUCUUCUUUACUGAUUGGUAAGGGUUUGAAGAAGUAGUUUACACAGAAGCCAAGAUGCAGAACGAAGAGGGGGUUAUUACCGAGCUUUACAUUCCCAGGAAAUGCUCGGCCACAAACAGGUUGAUUACUUCGAAGGACCACGCUUCCGUUCAGAUCAAUGUCGGGCAUUUGGAUGAGAAUGGCGUGUACAACGGCCAUUUCUCCACCUUUGCUCUCUGUGGAUUUGUUCGUGCUCAGGGAGAUGCUGACAGUGCGCUUGAUCGCCUUUGGCAGAAAAAGAAAGUUGAAGCUCGUCAACAGUAGAUUCAAGCAAGGUACGGGUGUAUGCCAAUGGGAUCGGUGGCCAAAAGGAAAACAAAAUAAAAGGAUGCCUAGUUUUAUGAAAUUUGCUUUGAGGAAAUAGUGGCAUCGCAAGGGAAAAAAAUGUUCUAAACAAUGUUUUGCCCGAGUUUAUCUUGAAUCCAUGACCUGCAUUUAUUCUGGGCUUUACCCUUUAAUAGUAAUGAAUGUUGUUGCAGUUGGUAGUGGGUACUGUCAAGUUUAUAUAGAUAUUUGGUUGCUUGAAUU